AUGCAGAAUCACUUAAACAGAGCAAUUGUUGGAAUAUCAAAUUUGGAAAAUAUUCUGGGACUUCCCUAGGAGUAAGCUGACAAAUUGCCUAAUUGUGAUGAUCAUGCUCAAUUCAAAGUAAUCCAUGUAUGUUUGUUUGGUUGUGAAGGAAGGAUUCUGUACUGCAAAGAAUGUUCUAAGAAGAAAAUACCAGGAACUGAAAUUAAUGUUCAUGCCCAUGCGCCAGUGUACAUCCACGAUGCAUGCGCAUAGAUAGCAUACUCAUCCUAAUAAGCAAAAGAAAAGGCUGAAGAAUUAGUUUCAAAAGCAAAUGAGUUCUUCGAUAGAUAUAAAAUUGUACUUGAAUGCUUAGAUAGAAAACUCAUUGGAUAGGGAGAAGAUAAUUUUUUUAAUCCUCAAAACUAUAAUAGCUCCAUGAUGACUGAUUUCAAAGAGCUCACAAAAUUACUCGAAAAAAUAAAGUAAACAAAUGAUUACAUUGAGAAGAAAUCAAUUGAGCUUAAAAUUAUUGAUGUUAUAAAUAAAAAGCAACUGGUAGAGAGUUAUAAAGAGGAGGUAGAUAGAUAUGGAUAUCUUGACAAAAUUUCUUUUAACGAAGUCUGGUCGCACUAUAAUUCUCUUUUCUUUCAAGAUGAACAAUUAAAUCUUAAUUUGAAUGAUCUAGAUGCAGAUAACUACAAACUAUUGACCUUCUUAAGAGAAAAAGUCUCAAAUUAGAAGAUGGAAUGGUUAGAGGAAAAAUGCGACAGAUAAGCUGAAAGGAUUACUAGACUCGAACAAUUGCUUAAAACUAAAUUUGACCAAUUAAAUACGCUAUUAGAGACAUAGCUCGGUGUGGACAGGAUCGAUUGA
Molecule: messenger RNA, 852 nt
Organism: Stylonychia lemnae
Lineage: Eukaryota; Ciliophora; Spirotrichea; Sporadotrichida; Oxytrichidae
Source: the annotation of a GenBank genome assembly